This is a messenger RNA of Sorex fumeus (smoky shrew), 6017 nucleotides long. It is a transcript of the gene EXPH5, whose product is annotated as exophilin 5. The coding region runs from base 16 to 5940 and encodes 1974 amino acids. The transcript is spliced from 6 exons. The record is from RefSeq and is a predicted model, not a curated record. Gene Ontology annotation, molecular function: small GTPase binding. NCBI's taxonomy places the organism in Eukaryota, Metazoa, Chordata, Mammalia, Eulipotyphla, Soricidae. Gene Ontology annotation, cellular component: endosome. Gene Ontology annotation, biological process: multivesicular body sorting pathway; positive regulation of exocytosis; positive regulation of protein secretion.
CUCCCGGCUGAGAAAAUGACGAGAGUUCCUCAGGGGUUUGAUUUCAGCUUCUUAAAUGACCACGAAGCCUGGACGAUCCUGCAGGUGCUGGAGAGGAACGAGGAACUGCAGCGGGCGGAGAAGGACCGGAUCAGCAAACUUCAGAAGACAAAGAGGGACAUCAGAUGGCUCCAAGGAGUGACUGGCGAAUGGUUUGAAGAAAUACAAAGAAAAAAGUUUUGCAAUGAAACAGAUGUUAGCCAAAUGUUAAAACAGCCACUUACAUACAGGCUCAGAAAGGGCAUGGCAGAAAAUGAUCCUAUGGAGUUGCAAGCGUCAAGAUCUAAAACCACACCUAACCAAAGAAACUCCACUGCUGUUCCUUCUCGGCUGAGCUUUAAAUCAUCCCUUGCUUCGCUCUUCUCCUUCAGAAAAUCCAGAAAAGAUUUGAAGCUUCAGUCGCUGGGGCAGAAAGGAUCCGACGGUCAUGCAGGACCUCCUGUGUCCAUGAGGGGAGCCCCUCCGCAGACAAAACUCUACAAUUCCACUCUGAGAAAGCAAGUGGUCGGCAGUGCAUUCGUCCCCAAACCUGUAGGCAUGAGAGAGGGCGGUGGUCUGCCUCCCGGGGGUGCCUCCCUUCUGGAAUUUUUCCAAGUUUUAGAUGACUUGGAUAGCAAACUUGCUGAGGAACAAUCUUCAAAUUCGGUAACUACUGAAAUGCCUCUCAACUAUGGAUCAAGAACACAGUUUGGCCAUUUGCACCCCAGUGAGAACAGACAUGGGAGUAUGACAGGAAGGCAAAAGAAUCGCUAUAAUGAAACUUCGAAUAUGUCCAUCUAUGACAUCUUAAGACCAGGAACUCCUAGAGAAGGUUUUAAAACCUUUUCUCCUAGAACAAGGACAAUUUAUGAUAUGUACAGGACACGGGAACCCAGAGUCUCAAAAGAAGAUUAUGUGCCAAAGAAUACUUUUGGCAGUACUUCUCUAUGUCUUGACAGCAGGCAGCGAUCAGCCUCACAAGCUCCAGGGCAUUUCACAGCCAGAAGCUUAUAUUUUCCAGGCACAGCUGGGAACAAGAGUGGGUUUAUAUUACCAAGCCACCAGCAGAGCCCAAAGAGAACUCCAUUAUCAUCCAUCAUCUGGAACAUAUCAGAUCCUUCUGAAGAUAGGCAGAACCAGAAAGAGUUCCUAAACGAGACAUCCCCCAUGGAUGUUGACCCAGACCACCCAUCUGUAUAUCCUCGAUGUUUUCAGGAAAGUACGAGAUAUGAAUUUUACCAUUCACAGAAUGUUUACCAAAAUGUCAACUUUCAUAUGCCUAUGGAUAAUGCAAUGAGUUCUGACCCAUUUGAGAACUCAGAGAAUAUGCCAUUCUACCCUCCAGACAAUGCAUUUGCUAGGUCUUUCUUUAGCAAUACCUUUGGACGAAGCAGAGAACAGAGAUUUAGACAGAAUCCUUUUUGGGGUCAACCGGAAGCACAUUCUCCCUGGUCAGACUUUAGAAGGGAACCAUUUACAUCUUCUGACCGUGACUUUGAAAUGACUUCCAUGGAAGCAGAUGGUGCCUCCUCCAUUCAAAAUCACAGUGUUUCCUCUCAACACUGGGAAUCUUUUUCUUAUAGCUACAGAACUGAUAUUUCCAGAAACCAAGAAGAGCUACAUCCCUGGCACUUUGGUUCUGAGACAUCCACACUUGAGAACAUGGAGGUGUCACAAGAUCAUGGGGACCAGGCAACUCUUCAUUUUGACACGCCAGAUGUUUUCUCCACUACUGGCUCAAGCUAUCACAUCAAAUCUGGUGGAUCAGAAUUUCAACCGGACAGUUAUCCUAGAGAAGUUCCCAUAAACAAAGAACCCUACUCAUUUGGAAUGUCUCAGUCUUCAUUUAACACUUCCCUCCCCCAGACUUCUGGUGGCAAAAGGAAUUCUCCAAGCUCCAACUUUCAGAAUCCCAAAGUCACUCUGCAAAAAGUUGUUCCCAGUAAACCUGUCUCUGUUCCAAUAAGAAGCUAUACAGAGGUCACUGUGACCAACAGUGACUCCGUUGAUUAUUUGCCUCAUACUGAAAGCCAACCCAGUGUCACGGCCAGAGAAGUGAAUAAUGACAAGGAUUUGCACGAAUCCAAUUUGGAAAAAGACAAAGAGCUAAGAAAAAUGGGCCAGAUGAGCAUGACAGGAGAAAUCCAGCAUCCUGUUUCACAGAUGGUAGACUCUCCCCGCUUACCCAGUACCCACAGUCCCCUCUUCCAGAACUCUGCCAAGAACAACAGUUUUGUUUUCAGUGCACCUUCCACCGUAAGUUCAAGAAGGUCACCAAGAAUCCAUCCUAAGAAAGAUAACCCCAGGAUAUAUACAUCACACAGGAAUAAAUCCAAUGAACUUAAAAAAGAUAAGACUUGGACCGAGAACAGAAAGUUCAGCUCAGCAAUUUCCCUUCCGUUGAGAACAUCAUCUUUCCCCACCCCCAAUCAAAGUUGUCACCAGGAACGGACUGUAAAUAAUGAAGAUAUUUCAGGUACUCUUCAAAAUAACCCCUGGAGCUCCAACCGUACUGGCAAUCCAAAAGCACUGUCUCUAGAAGAGCCUAACCGUGAAGAACAAUGGAUCACAGCCCAUUCUUCCAACAGCAGUGAGUCAGCUGCAAGCCAGAAUAGCACCUACGAGUCCCCUGUCCUGCCUAUACUGCCAACUUCCUCACCAGUAAAUGAUUCUUCCUCAGAUACUCUGAUGAGUCCUUCUACUACAGUAUUCCCCAGGAGAAGUCCCUCAGGGCCAUACCCAUUUCUGAGAGGAAGAGAAGGAAAAGAUAGUGAUAGUAAGAACCAAAACAACCAGUUUGUCCCAAAUUCCUCGGAAAAUCAAAAGCGAAAUGAUAGUUGUAGACCUCUACAAGGUGAAACGAUGGAUGCUGUCCAAGACUCCUCCCAUUCUCCUUUAAUGGACAGAAGGGGGAAAGGAAAAAUAAGACGGCAUAUCUCUUACAUUGAAUCAUUAAGCAAAAAAGGAAGUAAACCAACACCCGGAAGAGAGAGACAUAAUCUCAUGGCGGUGAAUGAAAAUAAUUCUAAGGCUUCCCAGCCUCACCCUGUUUAUUGUACCUUUCCAAGAAAAUCAGCCAGUGCUCUCUUCAGUAGCAGGAAAUCUGAGAGUAGGGCAAUGGCUUCUUCAUUUACGGGUGGGACACUUCCAGUCCCAAUAAAAAGUAACACUGAAGAUCCAAGAGAGGGGUCCACUUCUCACAGAUCCAGUCCCUGCUCUUCUGAGUCGGACAGGGAAGGUUCCAAAGUUGUGGCUAUCUUAGUUCCUGUGGUCCCCGAAACUGGAGAGGGGGUGGAAAAUGGGAAAACCGUCAAAUCUACUUCUGUUGAUAAAAAACCACUUCCGUUUCUUGAGCGGGCCAUGUCCUGUCCCUCAGGGGUACCACUGGCCUCCACUGGAAGGGAUGAAAGAGGAAAAUGCUUUUCAUACGGAAACAAGUAUGCCUCUGUUAUAACACCAAGGCCUUGGGAGAGAGUCAUCAGACCUCUGGAAAGGGCUUCAUCUCUCAGGGGUGGUUCUUUAACCAAAAGAUCCCAGCAAAAUGAAGGCUUCCCAGGAGGCGCUGAAAAGGACAGUAGAGCUGCUGCCCCUGGGACAGGCGGACGCCCCCUUUCAAAUGAAGACCCUUUCCCUUCUGAUAUGUCAGGAAAGGAAAGUGGGAAAACAGUGCAGAAAUUUAAGAUGACCAGUACUCUUUCAGUUUCUAGUGAUGAGGCGAAUGUCAAAUGUUUGGAAGUUGUUUCCGUGUAUUAUACCCUACCAAGGCAACAGAGCCAAAAACUCGGCCACUUCCUUCAGGAGUUUACGCAGCACAUGGAGUCACUUACAGAGCCACCUGUAGUGAGGACCGAGUCAUCUCAGGACCCUAUAGAAGAUGAACCAAAGGGUUCUGCGCCAGAGCAGUCAGGAAGCCCUUCCCCUGAAGACCUGACAAUGCAGGUCGGCUCUGCUCACCGGGGUCACCAUCUUUCCCAAACCGCUGUCAAAACGACUGACUUGCCACCAGCCAGAAGUGGGGCCUCAAGAGCCUUUCUGCCGCGAAUGGCUUCUUUCGAGGCCGAGGCUUCUUUUCAAAAAGGAGACUCUAAAACCAGACAGAUUGUCCCAGAUCCCUUACAGGAAAGUGAUGCACAGAGCACGAAAGAGAGAGGGGAAGCAUUGGAGAGUAAAACCCUGCAGCCUUCAUCAGGGCUUCGAGGGAAACUAGCAACAGAAGAGAACUCUGAUCAUCGCCCGCCUCCCAUCAAGUCAGGUUCCAGAGGUCCUUCUGAGCUCAGAACCUGUUCAGAAGGGAAUAUUGGAAACUCCCCAGUGGCAACAAGUUCUGAGGAGUGUGCAGGGAGUGAUAUAGCCAGCAGGGCAACUGGGAGGGCAGGGUAUGUUCAGGAAGAUGACCGUGCCAGUGGAUCGCAGCUUAGGGAAGUCAGAGGACAAACUGGAACACGUUUCCAGAAACAAGCCAACACAGCACCUUGCGACUUACAGAGCCAAGUCAUUGCUCUUACCCCUGCUCUCCAUAAGCUACAGCUUGGUCAGGCGUCCAGUGAACCAGAUAUAGAGAGUUUGCAGUUUGAACCCAGGGAAAUAUCUCAAAGAAGCCAGGAAGUAAACAGGACAGGGAACCAGGAGGCUCAGAGGGAAACACAGAAGUUGGUAUGGAAUCAACCUUUAUUUCCUGGAGGAAGUAAUCAGAAUGAAACCAGUUUGGAAGACCAAGAAAGGGAGCAAAACAGACCUUCAGUCAAACACAGAUUGGCAGCCAUGUCCAAAGCAAACCGAAAUUUUCCGGCUAAAGUUUUAAGCCCCAGAAGACAUGUAGCUACUAUCUUUCCCCAGAGACAGAACAGUUCAGACUUAAGUGGCUUGUCUCUCGACAUGCCAGAGUGCAACCCACAGUCCCCUGAGCCUACUCCAAAGUCCACAGACUCCAGAGAGGAAAACAGGUUGAGUCAUGAUGGAACGGAUGCGGAGAUAUCUGGGCGUGCCCUCCAGGUUACCGUACUGUCCAACAGAGAAACUUCUAUGCACUUAAGCAAUCAAAAGUCUAACAGCAUUUCACCACCACCUCAGGAUGAGCUCAAAGAUAUCUCAGAACCACCACCAAAGUGUGAGAAUUCAGAAGAGACAACAAAUGCUCAGCCUUUGGACAGAGAACCAGUAACCCCAGCCUCACCCACAUUCACCAACCUGGGGGCAGCAGAUUUCUUUGACCCCCCAUUGCCGUUGAAGGCUACGCUGGAGUCCAGCAUCCGGCCAGUCAGUUAUCAGCAGCAGCAACAGAGGCAUGCUUCAUCUCUGGAGUGGGAACCCGAGCCGAACCCCUAUCGCUCUAAGAGUUUAAAAAGCGUCCGUUUGCAGGGCUACGGGCUACGGAAAAGUCAGCCUCCAAGAGUCAGGGAGCGCCAUUUUUCGGAAAACACUUCUCUGGACAAUGCCCUGAGCCGACUGACCCUCAGGGAGGAAUUCCCUACCAAGAGUGGGUACAAUCGAAGAUUCAAAUCUUUUUCCGAACUCUCCUCCUUCGAUGAAAAUGAGAGCUGGACUAUGUAUAGUGACAGGCCAGACACAGGACCCCGGUCGGCAACAUCUAUCUCCAGACCUAUUGACUAUGGGAUUUUUGGGAAAGAACAACAGUUGGCUUUCUUGGAGAAUGUAAAGAGGUCCCUCACACAAGGAAGACUGUGGAAACCAAGUUUUCUUAAGAACCCCGGUUUUCUGAAAGAUGAAAUCAUUAAUCCUGAGAAUCCGGGGGAGUCUUCGAGCUCAAAAUCUCCCAGCAGUCAGGUGCCUGAGGAGGUCCUCUCCCCAAGCCCGUCACUAAAUAUCUAUGAAGAGGACACAGCAGACUCGGACUGUGACACAGACACAACCACAGAUGAUGAGUAUUACUUAGACGAAAAUGACAAAGAGUCAGAACUGUGAGGCUUGGCCAGCAAUGUCUAACCUUUCUACCAAAACUUUGUAAAUGGAAAAGUGUAGCUAAAUGUAUCUCUGAGAAG